CAGCGGCAGAGGCGCCGAGGACGCGUCGCCCCGCGGCGGAGCGGAGGCAGGGUCCAGGCAGCGAGACCUGGCGGCGGGGAGGCAGGGCAGCGGAGGCCGAGCGCCGAGGCCGCGGUAGUGUGUGUGCAGCUCCCGCCACAGUGAGUCAGGCUGGCCCGCGGUCCCGCCACGCGCGCAUGGUCCCCCACGUUGCUCCUGCCGACGGGACGCACCUGUCUCUCCCGCCGCCGCGGUCGCCGCCACUCCUCCGUCGGGCCUGUCGCCACCCCCCGGGCCUGGGCCUUUUCCGACGCCUCCCCACGCCCUCCUCAGGACCAUGCUUGCUCUGGAGGCUCUUAUGAACUCCCGUCACUGCCACUCUCUGUCUGUGGACGCGCGGCGAAACGUCGGUCCUUCGCCUGCCUCCUCCACCGCGGCCGCUAGCAAGUUCCCCCCCGCGCCCAAAUAGCUCCGCGACGAGUGAAUCUUGGCGAAAACAACAAUAGUAAUAACACUAGAAACUUUUUUUUUUUUUUGGUCGACAAGCACCGUUACCAUGAAGCAAGACUUGCAGAGUGUGUGCCGCGUCUCCAUGACAAUCUAUGUGUGCAUAUGGGCGGUCGGAAGCGCGUCCGGCAUGGCAGCGGAGGGCCCAGUCGUCAUCAACACCCCGAGCGGAAAGCUGAGGGGCGAGACCUUCAUCCUUGCCGACGGAUCCAGGGGCAUGAGGUUCCUCGGGGUGCCCUACGCCCUUCCCCCCACGGGCAGCCUGCGCUUCGCCG
Molecule: messenger RNA, 761 nt
Organism: Penaeus monodon (black tiger shrimp)
Lineage: Eukaryota; Metazoa; Arthropoda; Malacostraca; Decapoda; Penaeidae
Product: acetylcholinesterase-like
Source: RefSeq, a predicted model, not a curated record